This is a messenger RNA of Eremothecium cymbalariae DBVPG#7215, 2013 nucleotides long. RefSeq names its product E3 ubiquitin-protein ligase HRD1 (gene HRD1). The coding region runs from base 1 to 2013 and encodes 670 amino acids. The record is from RefSeq and is a predicted model, not a curated record. NCBI's taxonomy places the organism in Eukaryota, Fungi, Ascomycota, Saccharomycetes, Saccharomycetales, Saccharomycetaceae. Gene Ontology annotation, cellular component: cytoplasm. The transcript has a single exon.
AUGCCGAGAGAGGUCAGUUGGUCUAUACGGCUUCAGUUUAUUGCAGUUACAUAUGCGCUUGCGGCAUGGUCACUGUACAAUUGUACAAGUACAUCGUUAUCGUUUCUUCAAGCGAUGUAUAAAGCUACUUAUGGAGUGCAUUUGAUUAUUUGGGGAAAUUUUUUGCUGGUACACUACUUUAUAGGGGGUUGGUUGGUAGUUCGGAUGCUUUUUGGGCGAUUAACGUUGUUGGAAUAUGAACAUAUAUUUGAGAGGCUCCAUCUUACAGUUCUGAGUUCGUUGUCUGUGUUGAUUACUAUGGAUCGUAAAAAUUCGAAGAUUGGAGUUAUUGCUAUUCCAUUUCAUGUAUUGUGCCAGGUUUUACAUUGGGUUGUUAGGGAUAGGAUGGAAUUUGUGUUCGCGCCACCUAUUGGUACUCGUAUGGCGAUGAAGGAUUUAUUAUUCUCUAGAUUUAUGUUGAGUAUUGUUGUGCUUGGCGUUGUGGACUUUAAGUUAAUGAUGUAUUUUUACAGGCAGCACCAGGCGGAGCAGGGCUAUCUCUAUUAUCUACUAUUCAGCGAUAACGGGCAAAAUACAUCAGAAGAUAGGUUGUCCCUGUCACUUGGUGUUGAUUUUGGACUCUUAUUUUUGGACUGGUUGCAGGUCGUGCUCUUAAACUGCUUGAAGUUUGUUGAGUUAUUCAAAGCGGGCAGACGUGUACAGGAGCAUCAACUAUUAGAUAAUAAUGAGCUAGAGAAUGAUAUUGAAGAUGAUGGAGCGUUUAUUUUGGAAGAAAAGUUCAUUUAUGAAAAGAUUGUAGAAACAGUUCUAGAAAUUCUCAAGAUAUUAUUAAACAUAUUCCUAAUAACAUCGGGUAUACACUCGUUUGUUGUGUUCUAUAAUAUUUUUAUCAAGAGUAUUGAAACAUGCGAACGUUGUGUACUAUUAUUCAACUAUUGGAAGAAUAAUAGGAGGCUACAUGAAAAAUUAUUGGAUGUUACCGCGGGACAUUUGGAUGGCGUUGAUAUAACAUGCACUAUAUGCAUGGAUGAUAUGUUACCAUCGAAGGAUGUUAAGGUUAAUAACAAGAAAGCCAAGAUGUUACCAUGUGGACACAUGCUGCAUUUUGGUUGUCUAAAGAGUUGGAUGCAAAGGGCACAAACAUGUCCAAUAUGUAGGUUUCCUGUGUUUGGUUCUUCUAAUCCCAGAGCUGGUCAAAAUGCCAAUUCGAACGGUAUCGUACCUACACAGAGCGAACAACAACAACAACUACAACAACAACAACAACAACAACAACAACAACAACAACAACAACAACAACAACAACAACAACAACGGCGUUCUUCUUGGCAUUCUGAAAAUGAAAUCCCACAUGAUCCAGCACAUCCGGUUAGAAAUUCUGAGCAAAGUGGUUUCUCUGCUACUAACAAUAACGACGGUGAUGAUCCAAACAACCAAUUAAGACCAGUAAAUAACUCAAACCAACAAAAGAAUGAACCCUCCUGGAUUUCCUUCCCUACUCAAUACCAGGCAAACGGCAAGUUGUAUUUCAAAUUACAGGAAUUUCAAAGUGACAAGGAAUGGGAAGCUGUAUUUACGUCACGUCCGAACCCUAUCAUAAAUAAACAGCAGGUACAAAUGCAGAGCGAUGCUCAGCCGUACUUGGGGCUGCAAGACCACCGCCAGCGGCAGCAGCUACAACAACAAGAAUCACAGGAACACUCUGCAGAACAGGGAAAAGAAGAAAAGCAUGAAAAGCAGCAGCAGGUGCAGCAGCAGCAGGUGCAGCAGCAGCAGGUGCAGCAGCAGCAGGUGCAGCAGCAGCAGGUGCAGCAGCAGCAGGUACAGCAGCAAGGUUUAAGAUUCUUUAACUCCUUUAGGAAUGGUUUAGAUACAAGGCAUACUAUAGACUCUCUCCCCGUAAUACCUACCUCUCGACUCGAACAAACAGAGGAGCUGGAACGUUUAAAAAGGAGGAUUUCUGAAUUGGAGAAUACGGUUGGUGAUUUAUUGAAACGUAUAAAAACUGACUGA